This is a messenger RNA of Impatiens glandulifera, 1216 nucleotides long. Its product is annotated as 3-dehydrosphinganine reductase TSC10A-like. Lineage: Eukaryota; Viridiplantae; Streptophyta; Magnoliopsida; Ericales; Balsaminaceae. Gene Ontology annotation, biological process: sphingolipid biosynthetic process. Gene Ontology annotation, cellular component: endoplasmic reticulum membrane. Bases 60 to 1043 code for a protein of 327 amino acids. Gene Ontology annotation, molecular function: 3-dehydrosphinganine reductase activity. The transcript is spliced from 3 exons. The record is from RefSeq and is a predicted model, not a curated record.
GUUUUGAAAGUACUUCACAUUAUAAAUUUACUUGCCCUUGCCAAUCUUAGCAUUCAUCAAUGGAAGACGCAUUAAUGUUAUUGUCCUUUUCUCUCAUCCUCCUUCUCCCCCUUUCCCUCAUCUUCUUCCUAUCUCUAAUUGUUCGUCCCCACUCUUUGAAGGUCCCAAUCAAGGGUCGUCAUGUAUUCAUCACCGGAGGAUCUAGUGGCAUUGGCCUUGAGCUGGCCAAACGGGCUGCCAUAGAAGGGGCGCGAGUCUCCAUUCUUGCUCGCAACCAGAAAAAACUCGAAGACGCCAAGGAUUCAAUCCGUCUAGCCACUGGUAUCGACGUCUCCAUCUUCAGUGCCGACGUUCGCGAUUUGGAGGCUGUGAUGAAAGCCAUAGACGAGGCUGGACCUAUUGACGUGCUAGUUUGCAACCAAGGAUCUUUUGUGGCACGAGAACUGCUGAAUCAGGAUUUAGAAGAGGUUAAGUUCAUUAUCGAUGUUAAUCUAAUCGGUACGUUUCAUCUUAUCAAGACGGUUUUACCUGGAAUGAAAGCUCGAAAGGAUAAAAGACCAACCUCGAUUGCAAUUAUGUCAUCACAAGUUGGUCAGGUAGGCAUAUAUGGUUACAGUGCUUAUUCUGCAAGUAAAUUUGGUUUAAGAGGCAUGGCAGAAGCAUUGCAACAAGAACUUAUUGCUUAUAACAUUCAUAUAACGCUCAUAUAUCCUCCAGACACGGAUACACCUGGUUUAGUAGAAGAGAAUAAAACGAGGCCAGUUCUGACUAGUAUGAUUGCGGCUUCCUCGAGUGCAAUGGAAUCCGUUGAAGUUGCCAAGAUUUCGUUGGAUGGUAUAAAAUCUGCAAAAUUCAACGUUUUUUGUAACUUCGAGGGAUGGAUGUUGGGUGUAGGUUGUGUUGGAUGGUCUCCUCAAAGAUCCUCUAUAAUGGCAUUUGUAGAGGUUGUAUUUGCAAGCAUACUGCGUUUGGUUGGACUCUGCUAUCAGUGGAGCUGGUACCAAACAAUAUUAAAGUGGCAUGCCCAAAACAUUAAUAAUUAGUGAACAAAAUUUAAUAAGUAAUAAGUUAUAAUAUGAUAGUGAAGACACACAUCUUCUCAACUACAAUAAAGGCUAGCUUUUUUUAUGAAUGGGUACAUGUAACUGAUUUUAUUCAAAAUUAUUUCUUAAAGUGUUGUAAUAUCAUUUCCUAAUGAUGUUUUAAUAAAUAGGUA